GCUGCGCUUGGCCCGGUACGUUCUCUUUCUGUAGCACCAAAUUUGGUUUCCUAUUCAGCUCUUGGCGCCUGCAGUGCUACUUGCCAUUGAAGACAGCAUUUCGUCGUUCUAAAAAUACCUGUCUCAAGUACACAGCAAUCCUUUAGGAUUCUUCUCUCCCAUUUCUUUCACCUUUUGAUCACACAUGUCGUCGAUGAGUGUGUGUGUCUACGGCCUCUCGGCCCACCAUCUGGAGACGUUCUUUGCCGAAGAAGCUGUGCGACGCACGCAGCCGCUAGUGGCGUCAUCGGCUGCCGACUUGCGCUUUGGACUUGUUGGCGGUGCAAGGGCUUUUGGCUCGUGGGGGCGCGGUUGGCCGGUGGUGCUGGAGCGGUGUCGGUGCCAGCGGGAACCGUGCGCGCUGCUCUCGCCGUCUCACCCUUCGGAGGCGCCGCAGCCUUCUCACAACAUCAACGACUUCGUGGAGAGCGAGCACUACGUUGCGCACGUGGACAUCUCAGCCGAAGAACUUGCAGGUUUCCAGAACGGUUCUUCUGCUGGCGUAGCUGCUUGUGAUGGAGAUGCCGACGAGUGCCACAAGCGAAACAACGGCAGCUUUAAGUUUCCGUGCCGACUGGUGAUUCUUGAAAAUGCCUUUUUCUGUGUCUCUUCGGCUGCUAACUCCAGCAUCUGCGCCACCCCCGGCACGGUGAUUGCCGGUGUGGAUCAGCAGCACACUAUGCCCUCCAUCCUCCAGGUUACGGCGGUCGCACCGGCGGCAAAAAGGAACUCGAUGGAUGCAGGCGGCACACGCGUUCAGUGGUGCGGUGUGCUGGACGUGCGCCCCGCGACUACGAUCUUCGAUGCGGCUGCGGUUCCGCCACCCUCCACUGCUGCGGGCGACAACUCACAAAGGAAGAUGGAGGCGGACGAAGCGGCAACCGUGUUCUUUACCUCCACUGGGGAGCAGUUCGUUUUCUUGCACAACCUGCCUGACCUGCCACCGCGGCCACUGGUGUACCCGGUAGAGCGCGCUUCCUUAUCGUCCGACAGCUCCUGCCCUGCAGCGGCAGCUGCCGGGAGUACGGAAGACAUCCCGCCGUUUUGCGGCUGCGGGAAAGGGGGCCGCGAGGGCGCUACGGGUGGCGAGCCCGGUCCGCUGCUCGCCCUCACCUUCUACGCGAAUGAUCCUCGCCUCCCGUACGAUCGGGCGGCGUGGGUGGCGGGGCUGACAGACAACGUGCGCGAGGUCGUGCAAUACCGCGAGCGCGAGGGCAAGGAACCGACGCCGAUCACGACCGUCUUCUACGUGACAGACGUCCGGCCCAUACCCGAGGGAGGCAGCUGCUGGUGCCCGUCUCACCUGCCCAUGCCGGCACCGCUGGAGCAGCAGCUGCGGGAGGUGAGGAAGAAGCGCAGCCCCAACUCUUCUGCUGCGAGUCCACCGGCGUCUCCUGCGUCACGCGUUUCGUCCGACGCGGCUUCCAGCACGCCUAGUGCGAUGCAUCACCACUCGCACCGUGAUGGCCCGCAAAGGGCGCCGCGUGAUGCGGCGCUGGCAGCGUCUGUGGCAUUUUUGGAGAAAGGCUGGUGCGUGCGGCCCUUGCGUCCCGCCAAGCCGGUGCUGCCAGACAUGCGCAACACGGACGAUCAUGGUCGCCCGCCUCUGAACUCGAAUCGUACGCAAGAGGCGUGGACGUGUUUGUUGAACCUGCGCGAGCUGGAGGAGUUCGGGAUUGAAGUGACCAUCAAGGUGCCUUACAUGGUGGAAGGAACUGUGCUGCACCUGAAAGGCACCACAGUGAUCUUCUCUGGCAUGUUGCAGUCGAGCACGAGCGGCACGCUUCUGCUGUCGGUCUUCUGCCCUGCACCUGCGGGCACGAAGAACACGGAGCUGACCUCCUUGUGGGUAAAGCUGUAUGUACAGUACUUGCUGAUAUUUCCUUUAGGCGAGUGUGCGACGCGUGGCCCGCUGGAGGUGGCGCGCUCGCGCGAGACCUAUGCUCGCCUGACUGUUCCCACGCUGGUGGGGCAUCGCGGGCUCGGCAAGACGUACACGCGUUCCCCUGCGAUCUGCGGUGCGCCUCCCCUCAUUAUGAAGUGCAACGAGAACACCGUCCCGGCGUUCCAGGCGGCCCAUGCCCGCGGCUGUGCGAUGGUAGAGUUUGACGUGAUGCUGUCCGCGGAUCGUGUCCCCGUGGUGAUUCACGAUCCGGUUAUUGAGCUGCUGGCGCUGAAGCGCGAUGACGCGUGCGCGCCGCGCGGAUCGCACGAACACGCCCCGGUGCGCGCCGCGGUGCACAAGCUGAGCGUGUCGCAGCUGCGUGACCUGCACGCGCAGAGCUGCAAAACGCUCGGCCGCGUCUUCCCUCUGAAGGACAUGCUCGCGCACCACUGGGAGAGUCUGGUGCGGCUGGCUGCUGCGCGAACGGCGAAGUGGACGGGUCGCGGUGACGCCUCCAGCGCCGCACAGCUGCGCCACGACCCCGUCAUUGGCAGUGCAUUGAUGCAUGGGGAGGACUUCCCCAAUGGAGUGCUGUCACUUCGCCAGGUGUUGGAGCAGACUCCGCCGUCUCUCCGCUUCAACCUGGAGGUCAAGUAUCCCUUCCAGCCGCGCUGGGACUCUAAUCUUUUCUUGCAAAGUGACGCGUUCGAAGUGAACGGCUUCGUCGACGCCAUUCUCCGCCUUGUCUUCGAGUUCGCCGACAGCGGGCGCGAGAUCACGUUCAACAGCUUUGAUCCAAAUAUCUGCCUCGCCUUGGCUCUCAAGCAGAGCCGCUUCGACGUUUUCUUCCUGAGCGACACUGAGGAGCUGCGUGACUUGAAGGACUACCGCUCGUUUUACAUCGAGGGUGCUAUUCAGUUUGCGACGUCGCAGCACUUUGCUGGCAUCUCCAUGAACGCAGGGACGCUUCUCUCUGCUGAGGACAUGUGGGUGCUGGAACGGAUUCCUGAGACACCGAUCUACUGCCAUGCCGAGCGCGGCCCCGUCCCGACAGAUUUCUUCAAUGCGGAUUUAAAUCCGUCGUACAACGCGGCGAGUGCGUCCUCCUUUUCUGGGUCCUAUGGUCGUGCGAUGGUGGCCGAGAUGCACCGACGGCAUCUGAAGGUGUGGACGUGGGGUGGGAUGAACAGCUACUUGUACUUCACCUACGCACAGGCGACGAAGAUGCGCGUGGAUGGGGUUAUUGGAGACCGCAUGCCCGUGUUUUCAUCGUGA
Leptomonas pyrrhocoris is the source of this 3199-nucleotide messenger RNA. Its product is annotated as multifunctional cyclin-dependent kinase pho85-like protein. The record is from RefSeq and is a predicted model, not a curated record. Gene Ontology annotation, molecular function: phosphoric diester hydrolase activity. Gene Ontology annotation, biological process: glycerophospholipid catabolic process. The coding region runs from base 185 to 3199 and encodes 1004 amino acids. The transcript has a single exon. Lineage: Eukaryota; Euglenozoa; Kinetoplastea; Trypanosomatida; Trypanosomatidae.